This is a messenger RNA of Dentiscutata heterogama, 633 nucleotides long. NCBI's taxonomy places the organism in Eukaryota, Fungi, Glomeromycota, Glomeromycetes, Diversisporales, Gigasporaceae. The record is from the annotation of a GenBank genome assembly.
AUGGGAAACUUCAAAUCUGAACUAAAUUUAUUGAAACAAGAGAAUGCCAGACUUAUGGCUAAAAUCAAAGAAUUGGAACAAAUCACAAAAGAAAAAGACGAACUUGAGAAUAUCGAGAAGCAAAAUCAAACAGUUACUAAUGAUUUAAAGUCUCCGGAAUAUUCCAUUUUAUUGCCCAGCAAGAAUUGCGAAAAUGCACAGAUUACAGACAAGUCGAAGACUCAGGACUUUGUCUCUUCUUUAUCUCACCAAGAAGCGACUUCAAAACAGAUGGACAAUACAAUUUCUGAUAUAUAUUACUUUAAUAGAACAUGCUUUAGCGAAUCUGAAUUAUUAGAAGAAAAGACAAAAACAUCAUCAUUAUACAAUACAAAAACUAUGACAAAAUAUCAUGAUCAAAAUCAUACCAUUGACAAUUUUGAUACUACCUCCAAAAUGCUUGAAUCUGAUAACCAAAUAAUAAAAGGUUUAAUUCAAGAGAUAACCUCUAAUCAAACACAAAGUAUUGUUCUUUCUGAAAUUAAUACAAAUAAUGAUAAAAUAGAAAUUAGUAAGUCUUGUAUACAGGAUAUGAUUCCAGACUCUGUACAAAGUUUAUCAGACUUAUUUAAUAAAGCAAUUAAAUCAGGUUAG